Xyrauchen texanus (razorback sucker) is the source of this 4309-nucleotide messenger RNA. RefSeq names its product BEN domain-containing protein 4-like. NCBI's taxonomy places the organism in Eukaryota, Metazoa, Chordata, Actinopteri, Cypriniformes, Catostomidae. The record is from RefSeq and is a predicted model, not a curated record. Gene Ontology annotation, molecular function: DNA binding.
GGCGGCGAGACGCUGAGAUAACUGAUUUAACCACACUGAACAAAACUCCAGGUAUUUAGAGAGAGAGAGAGAGAGAAAGAGAGAAAGAGAGAAAUGGAGGAGGAGAUGCAACCGGCGGACGAAGGUCUCUCUGCGCCCAAAAUCUGCAGGCAACAGCGAAGCCCAUACAGUUCUCUCAAGACCUUCCCGAGCAAGCGCGCGGCGGGCAAGGCGAGAUAUGACAGACCCACAAUGGUGGACAUCCCGCAGCUAGUAGAGCAUCCUCAUCAUCUCGGUCAUCAUCAGCAGCAGUACUCACAGCGCGUGCCGCUUCAGCAAACCUCCCAGUCCAUCAGCAGCAGUCGACAGCACCGUCUGCCCUGCGAAAUCAGGCCCAGCAGCAGAGUAGCGACAUCCAGCGCAGCAUCAUCAUCAUCAUCAGCGGCGGUGUCGGCGUCGGCAGCGUCAUUUGGCAGCCAGAGGAGGGUCGCCGGCCAGGAGUCCAGAAGAUACCCUGCGGGUCGCGCCGAGUUCGGCCACCAGUCUCCAGACUGCACUUAUGGAAUACAUUCAGAAAACCGGCUCAUAUUGGAUGCUUUUGCCCAGCAGUGCAGUCGAGUCCUCAGCCUCCUCAACAGCAACGGACGGCUCCUUGAGCCCCAGCCUUACCUGGUUCCUCUAUCUUCUUCCAUCUCCACUCUCAUAAAACAAGAAGACAGCUGCCAAUUUUCAGGAGAGAGGCUCAGUACCAAGCCCAGACCAGAGAAGUCAUCCCGGGAGAACACGAGUGAGGAGAAACAAAGUGGGAACCACUGGAACCAGCAGCAAACUUCCACUUUCCUCCAAAUUUUCACAGAGUCUCUGCAGAACUACCUGAUCUCUAGACCCCAGUCAUCAGACAGUGAAAGGUGCCAAGCAGUAGAAUCUGAGCAAGCAGUAUCAGGGUCACCAGGACAGAAUUUAGGUGGCUGGGCAUCACCAGCACCAUCUGAGUCAUAUGGUCACCCCUCGUCCACACUGCCAGAGGAAGAUGAGGAGGAGGAAGGAUGUUGUCCACGCUGUAUAGAGUUGGAACAGGAAGUUCUUAGUCUACAGCAGGAGAAUGAGGAACUGAGACACAAACUGGACAGUAUACCAGCUCCUUGCCAGAAUGUUCUGGACUUCUUUAAGACUGUUCUCCAACACUACAACCAGUUUGUGCAGCCUCAGCCUGAAGAGCAGCUUACUGAGGGCAGUAAGCAGCUUCUGGGGAACUAUCCUCUCUUCAUUACCAAUAAACAGUGGGAUGAGGCAGUCAACUCCUCAAAGAAAGAUGGCAGACGGCUCCUGCGUUACCUGAUCCGCUUUGUGUUCACCACAGAUGAGCUGAAGUACUCAUGUGGCUUGGGAAAGAGGAAGCGUUCAGUUCACACAGGGGAAACAGGACCGGAGAGACGACCUCUGAACCCUGUCAAGGUCACUUGUCUCAGAGAGUUUAUCCGGAUGCACUGUGCUUCUAAUCCUGACUGGUGGAUGCCCUCUGAGGAGCAGAUAAAUAAAGUCUUCAGUGAUGCAGUGGGGCACGCGCGGCAGGGCCGGGCUGUUGGCACCUUCCUGGGCAGGGGUAGUGGUAGCAGCAGCAGUGGUAGUUUAUACAUGGAGAGCUACGAUGGGCAGCUUUCUCAAGAUGAGAUCUAUCUGAAGGGCUCACAGAACAGCCUGGGGGACUAAAGAAGACCCACAGACCUAACGUUAAGCAUUCAAGUCAUGGAUCAAGGUGAAGGAGGAUUUCUUUGCUGUCAAUAUGGCCUGGAUCAUACAGACAGAUCACAGCACUUACAUGAUGGUUAAGGUCUUUUUUGAGCCACUGUUUCUGUAUUGCCGAAUAGAAUACAGAUUCCUUGCUAAUGUGGUUUCCUGACAAAGCAGCAAACAUUCCACUCAUUAUGAAUUGUGUGUAGAACUCUUCCAUGCAUUAUUAUUAAUGGAUCUUUGCUUUCUUUUCUGGUGUGAUGUUGGACAAUGGCAUCAUUCUAUGAAAAAUCAGGUUUAUUAUGUGGUCCAUUUUAUGCCUGUCUUUAGAAUGUGAUCCGCUAAAGCAACAUGAAUGUAUUCAUAGUUAUUUACAUCAUUGUAAAUAAUGAGGGCUCCCUUGCAUCAGAUUCUAUGUUCAUACAGAUGGCCUAUAAAUGAGGUGCUAUUAUAACGUUCAGUUAUUCGCUCAGAUAAGGCUGAAUUGUAAGUGCCACUCCCUAUUUUAUCAUAUGAAGUUUAAAAACAAUUAUCUGUGAUGUUUAAAAACUGUGAUGUUCAAAAAUCUGUUUCAUCGUGGCUGUAGGAUCAAACCAUGUAACUGGAUUAUCAACUCUACAACUCAUCCAUGUUUGUGACUGUGAAAAUCUGUCUGUAAUAUAACAUGGCUCCCUCAUCUUUACUCUGACUCUAGAGAUCCAGUAAGGAGGCUACUAUGUGUUGUUCUUUGUCAUUUGUGUUGCUUGGUCAGGAACUACAAAUAUAAUUUUUUAAAUGUAAGAUUUUUGAGUGUUUGCAGGAUCAAACCUAAAUACUACAACCGUAAAAUAUGCCCAUUUGUAGCAAUGCUGUUUACUACAUAAAACAUUUGUAUGAAAUGCCUUAAAAAGGGACACCAUGUACCACUAAGAAUUACAAAUACUGCCAAUUCAAACUGUUGAUAAUCUGACGGUAUUCCUUACAUUAGUGGCUUCUUGUUGUUUGUUGUUUUCAAACAAAACAAAAGUCUUUCUUUAAUGUCCUAGACAAGUUAAGAUAUCCAAUAGCAGAAUGUAUCUGUCUGUGUAAAUGUUCAUACAUCCGGUUAAUUGUAAAAUGUCUGGUAGAAUUUAGUAAAAAGGCAAUUUAAAGGGAUGAAAAUUCUCUCAUAAUUUUGCCAUCCCAGAUGUGUUUGACUUUCUUUCUUCUGCAGAACACACAUGAAGAUCUUUAGAAGAAUAUUUCAGCUCUGUAGGUCCAUACAAUGCAAGUGAAUUGAGACCAAAACUUUGAAGCUCCAAAAACAUAUAAAGGCAGCAUAAACUUAAUCUAUAAAAUUCCUGUGGUUUAAUCCAUGUCUUCAGAAGUGAUAUGACAGGUGUGAGUGUGAAAAAGUUCAAUAUUUAAGUCUUUUUUUUUUACUAUGAACCUCUGCUUUCACAUUCUUUCACAUUUCAAAUAGAUUUUAUGGAUUACUUUUAUUACUUUUAAAAGCAUUUUUGUGCUUUUUGGAGCUUCAAAUGUCAAGCUACCAUAAAAUUGCACAGGAUGUACCCACAGAGCUAUUCUUCUAAAUAUCUUAAUUUGUGUUCAGCAGAAGAAAAAAAGUAAUACAAGUUUGGAAUGGUAUGAUGAGAGAAUAUUCAAUUUUGGGGAACCAUCCCUUUAAUAGUAAACAUUUUGAAUACAUUUUCAACAUGCUUCAUAAAUUCUCUGAUGGUCGGGAAUUCCCAGCAUUCAAAUCAGCUAUAUACCACAUCACAGACUCGUGAUGGUUGUGGCAGUUUCAUAUCUGAAGAACUGAGACAAUUAUUCCACUACUAACAAUGCCAUCUGAAUGAUUUUACCUCUAACGCUUCCAGAAUUCAGAUUCAGGUUUAAAUGACAGGGAUUCCCAUUCAGCUGAUAAAGUGGCAUAAUGUCUUAAAUUAGUUAUUAUCCAAGUUGCAGUUGCAUUUGACUACCAGACAUACAGUAAAAACCUUUGUUGACUUGAUAUGUAAUCUGUUUUGAUUGUACAAAUCCAUGUUGAUUGAAAAUAGUUCCAAUAGUUCAGUGGUUCUCAAACUGGGGGGCAUGGAGUCGUAAUGUAAGUCACGCAGGCCGUUAUUGGAAAAAAAAAUCUUUUUUUUUGUUCUUUUUUUUUUUAGUUUUGGGUCAUCAUAAACCUGUUUGAUUUCCGAGAACUCUGGUUCAAACAAGUAAGGCUGGACAUAGAAAUGCAUCUCCUCUUCGACUUCAAACUCUUUAGAAUUAUAUGGUUAUAACAACAGAGGGGUGAGUUAACAAUGACUGAAUUUUCAUUUUUGGGUGAACUACCCCUUUCAGUUUGAGAACACCUGCUCAAUCUAUUUAAAGAAUGUGUCAACACUGUGAACCCCAGCAAAAUUGGUAAGACUGUUCUUUUCAAACAGAAGAUGCAUUUAUGUAAUGUGGAUAACAAUGAUGACAAUGAAACAAAAUACUGCAACUGAUCCAAACAAUGUCAUCUGUGUGUUGUGUUUCAAUAGCAGUUUGUCUAUUAAUUCCAGACGUUGAACAAUAGAUGGCAGUAGACAACAAUAAAGCCAUUGCAACGUUUUUUAUGAAACUAAUACAAAGGCAGUUUCAUUCUCUCCAG